Molecule: messenger RNA, 1340 nt
Organism: Oryza brachyantha (malo sina)
Lineage: Eukaryota; Viridiplantae; Streptophyta; Magnoliopsida; Poales; Poaceae
Product: elongation factor P
Exons: 11
Coding region: 35-787 (250 amino acids)
Biological process (GO): peptide biosynthetic process; translational elongation
Cellular component (GO): cytoplasm
Molecular function (GO): translation elongation factor activity
Source: RefSeq, a predicted model, not a curated record
AGCCGCCGCGACCCCCCCAACUCCGGCGGCCGCGAUGCAGAUCCUCCGGCGGAAACUUCUGGAAGCUUCCCGCCGCCUCCUCCCCCUCUUCGACUCCGGCGCCGCGCCCACCGCCCACCACCGUGGCCACUCCCAUGCCGUCGCCACCCUCGCCGCCGCCGCCCUACGGGACCAGGCCGCCGGCUCCCUCGCCGCAGCCCCGUGGGCCGCCAUCCAGCGCCGCGGCGCGAAGAUGCUCGGCUCCGAAGUGAAGCUUGGAAACGUAAUACAGAGAAAAGGUCGCAUUUACCAGGUGAUAAAAGCACAACAUUCACAUCAAGGUAGAGGAGGAGCUACUAUACAGGUGGAACUGAGGGAUGUUGACACUGGCAACAAAAUAACCGAACGAUUUCGUACUGAUGAGGCUCUCGAGAGAGUUUUUGUUGAAGAGAAAUCAUUCACAUAUCUCUAUCAGGAAGGAGACACUGUGACUCUUAUGGAGCCUGAAACAUUUGAGCAACUUGAGGUGUCAAAGGAACUGUUUGGCAAAACUGCAGCAUAUCUGAAAGACGAAAUGAAGGUGACUCUACAAUACUUUGAUGGCCGACCUAUGUCUGCAUCAGUGCCUCCGCGUGUGACUUGCACGGUUGUUGAAGCACAACCUCAUACAAAAGGGAUAACUGCACAGCCUCAAUAUAAAAGGGUAUUGCUGGAUAAUGGUCUUACAGUGCUUGUACCAUCCUUUGUUGAAGCCGGUGAGAACAUUGUUAUUAGUACUGCAGAUGAUUCAUAUAUGACGAGGGCCUGAGGGCAGUACCAAUUGCUCCAAAAUUGGUGCUCGGCUUGCAUUUGCUAGGGUAAAAUUUUAACCGUCCUGUUGUGGAAAGACGUCACCUAGCUUUAUUCUGAUCCGGCUUCGUUAAUAAUUCAGUAUUCAACAAGUUCUGUACUCAUACGUGCUUUUCAAUUCGUCUUUUUGAGUUCUUCAUAAAUACAACCCCACCAAGGUACCCCAUGAAACUUUCGCGGGAACACGUAUAUACAGAUGCUAUUGCUUAUUGGUAUCGAGGGCCUGUUUGUGGAGCUUUAGAUUUUAAGAAGUGGCUAUUUGGUAGAAUAUGUAAAAGCUUUGAAAUGGCUUCUUUAGUUUAUUUUCCAGAAUAUGUAACCAUAGAUUCUCAGAAGCUAUGAAUCGUUUCGUUUGGGGCAGUUUCUGGCAGAAACAGCUUUUGGGAAAAAACUACAGCUAGGAAAAGCUCUUCCAAACAGACCCUGACUAUGGUUUUGUAGUCUAUACUUUUAUUAGCUGCUAGGUUUACGCCAUGACUUCUGUUACGAACCCACUUGAUUCUCAAUCUCCA